UGGAGAGAAGGAGGACCCCCUUUUCUCUCCUUUUCCUCACCAACUUGCCUCUGUGGGAGUUUAUAUCAAUAAAGGGAGGGGAGGAAAGAAGACCUAGCCUUGUGUGUGUGUGUGUGUCUGUGUGUAGUAUAUGUGUGUGUAGUGUGUGUGUGUGUGUGGUUUCCCUCCUCUUCCUCCUCCUCCUCCUGGGCUGCCAUUUAACCUCCACCACCGGCGUCUCUCCUUUUCCUUUUCUCUCUCUCUCUCUCUUUCUGGAGCCAUGGAGCCAAGGCUCCGGCCAUAGGCGGCCGCAAUGCAGUUCCGCGCGGGCGGCAGAAGAAGAAGAAGAAGCAGAGGAGGAGGAGGAGGAGGAGAGCGAGGGAAGCGGCUCAAGGCGGAGGAGGAGGAGAAGAAGGAGAAGCAGCAGCAGCUAUUGGCGGCGGCGGGGCUCUUCCUCGCCUGGAAGGGACUGGAUUCUAGGAUGCGGUGCUGAAUCGGAGGAGGAGAAGAAGAGGAGGACCGGGCUUUUGGUGGCAUCCUCUUCUGGACUUGGGGAGCUUUUCGAGACGGGAGGAGGAGGAGGAGGAGGGGGGUGUGGGUCUGUGGUUUGGGUUGCUCUCUCCUCUUGAGGCUCCGGACCCCAAGCGUUGGAGGAAGGGAGGAGGAGGAGGAGGAUGAAGGCGUCGCGGUUGGCGCCCCUGCUUUGGCUCUGCCUGGCUCUGCUGCUCCUCCGGGAAGGACAGCCUCAGCCUUGCCCGGCUCAGUGCUCCUGCUCCGGGAGCACCGUCGACUGUCACGGGCUGGCCCUCCGCAGCGUCCCCAGGAACAUCCCCCGCAACGCCGAGAGGCUGGAUCUUAAUGGAAAUAAUAUCACAAGGAUCACCAAGACUGAUUUUGCUGGCCUACGGCACCUUCGAGUUCUUCAACUUAUGGAAAACAAGAUCAGUACAAUUGAAAGAGGAGCAUUCCAGGACCUGAAAGAGUUGGAGAGACUGCGGCUAAACAGAAAUAAUCUUCAGCUCCUUUCUGAGUUACUGUUUCUUGGAACUCCAAAACUCUACAGGCUGGAUCUCAGUGAAAACCAGAUUCAUGCCAUUCCAAGGAAGGCUUUCCGUGGAGCAGUGGACAUUAAAAACUUGCAACUGGAUUACAACCAGAUCAGCUGUAUUGAAGAUGGGGCAUUUAGGGCUCUCCGUGAUCUGGAAGUGCUCACUCUCAACAAUAACAACAUCACAAGACUGUCAGUGGCAAGUUUCAACCAUAUGCCCAAGCUCAGAACCUUCCGACUUCACUCCAACAACCUUUACUGUGAUUGCCAUCUGGCUUGGUUAUCUGAUUGGCUACGUCAGCGACCUCGGGUUGGCUUAUAUACCCAGUGCAUGGGCCCAUCACACUUACGGGGUCACAAUGUAGCUGAAGUUCAGAAAAGAGAAUUCAUCUGCAGUGAUGAGGAUGAAGGUCAUCAGUCUUUUAUGGCUCCCUCCUGCAGCGUUUUGCACUGCCCCGCUGCAUGUACCUGUAGUAACAACAUUGUGGACUGCCGAGGGAAGGGCCUUACUGAAAUCCCAACCAAUCUUCCAGAAACCAUAACAGAAAUACGGUUGGAGCAAAAUUCAAUCAAGACAAUCACUGCUGGAGCUUUCUCGCCAUAUAAAAAGCUAAGAAGAAUUGAUUUGAGUAAUAAUCAGAUCUCAGAGGCAGCACCAGAUUCUUUCCAGGGCCUGCGCUCACUAAAUUCACUUGUUCUCUAUGGAAACAAAAUCACAGAACUUCCCAAAGGUCUGUUUGAAGGGCUUUUCUCAUUGCAGUUGCUAUUAUUGAAUGCAAACAAGAUAAACUGCCUGCGAGUAGAUGCAUUCCAAGACCUGCACAACUUGAACCUUCUGUCUUUGUAUGACAAUAAGCUUCAGACCAUUGCAAAGGGCACUUUUUCCCCACUUCGAGCAAUUCAAACCCUGCAUUUGGCUCAGAACCCAUUUAUUUGUGAUUGCCAUCUGAAGUGGCUGGCGGAUUAUCUCCAUACAAACCCUAUUGAAACCAGUGGUGCUCGCUGUACCAGCCCCCGCCGUCUGGCAAACAAAAGGAUUGGCCAGAUCAAAAGCAAGAAAUUUCGCUGUUCAGGCACGGAAGAUUACAGAUCCAAACUAAGUGGAGAUUGCUUUGCAGACCUGGCUUGCCCUGAAAAAUGUCGUUGUGAAGGGACAACGGUUGACUGCUCUAAUCAGAAGCUUAGCAAAAUUCCUGACCACAUUCCUCAGUACACAGCAGAACUGCGACUCAACAACAAUGAAUUUGCUGUGUUGGAAGCAACAGGCAUCUUUAAGAAGCUUCCUCAGUUGCGUAAAAUAAAUCUAAGCAAUAACAAAAUAACAGAUAUUGAAGAAGGAGCAUUUGAAGGGGCUUCUGGCGUAAAUGAGCUUUUGCUCACAAGCAACCGAUUAGAGAAUGUUCGAUAUAAAAUGUUCAAAGGACUAGAAAGCCUCAAAACUUUAAUGCUAAGGAGUAAUCGCAUUAGCUGUGUGAGUAAUGAUAGUUUCACAGGCCUGAGUUCUAUCCGUCUGCUGUCUUUAUACGAUAACCAAAUAACUACAAUUGCUCCUGGAGCUUUUGACACUCUUCAUUCCUUGUCCACACUGAACCUCUUGGCUAAUCCAUUCAACUGCAACUGCCACUUAGCAUGGCUGGGAGAGUGGCUGCGGAAGAAGCGCAUUGUGACAGGGAAUCCUCGCUGCCAGAAACCCUACUUUCUCAAAGAAAUCCCUAUACAGGAUGUGGCCAUUCAGGAUUUCACUUGUGAUGAUGGAAAUGAUGAGAAUAGUUGCUCUCCACUCUCCCGCUGUCCUGCAGAAUGUACUUGCCUAGAUACUGUAGUUCGUUGUAGCAAUAAAGGUCUGAAGACUUUGCCUAAAGGCAUUCCAAAGGAUGUAACUGAACUUUAUUUGGAUGGAAACCAGUUUACCCUUGUUCCCAAAGAACUUUCAAACUAUAAGCACUUAACUCUUAUAGAUUUAAGUAACAACCGAAUCAGCACUCUUUCUAACCAGAGUUUCAGCAACAUGACUCAGCUGCUUACCUUAAUUCUCAGUUACAAUCGUCUCAGAUGUAUUCCAGCGCGAACAUUUGAUGGCUUAAAAUCACUUAGGCUGCUAUCCUUACAUGGCAAUGACAUUUCUGUUGUUCCUGAAGGUGCUUUUCAUGACCUUUCAGCAUUAUCCCAUCUUGCCAUUGGGGCAAAUCCACUUCACUGUGACUGUAACAUGCAAUGGCUGUCUGACUGGGUCAAGUCAGAAUACAAAGAACCAGGAAUAGCCCGGUGUGCAGGUCCUGGGGAAAUGGCUGACAAGCUGCUUCUUACCACUCCAUCUAAAAAAUUUACAUGUCAAGGACCUGUUGAUGUUAACUUGGUGUCAAAAUGUAGUCCCUGCUUAUCAAAUCCAUGCAAAAAUGAUGGAACCUGUAAUAAUGACCUGUGAGAUUUCUACAGAUGCUCUUGUCCCUAUGGUUUCAAGGGCCAAGACUGUGAUGUUCCAUUAUCUGCCUGCAUUAGCAACCCUUGUAAACAAGGGGGGACUUGUCAUAAAAGAGGUAAGGAUGGAUUUUGGUGUGCCUGUCCUGAUGGAUUUGAAGGGGAAAACUGUGAAGUGAAUAUUGACGAUUGUGAAGACAAUGAUUGUGAAAAUAAUUCUACCUGUAUAGAUGGAAUUAACAACUAUACUUGCCUUUGUGCACCUGAAUACACAGGUGAGCUAUGUGAAGAAAAGCUGGAUUUCUGUGCCCAAGAACUAAACCCCUGCCAGCAUGACUCAAAAUGCAUCCUGACACCCAAAGGAUACAAAUGCAAUUGCACACCUGGCUAUAUUGGAGAACAUUGUGAUAUUGACUAUGAUGACUGCCAAGACAACAAGUGUAAAAAUGGAGCACAGUGCACUGACGCAGUAAAUGGUUAUACUUGCAUAUGCCCUGAAGGAUACAGUGGGCUUUUCUGUGAGUUUUCCCCACCAAUGGUCUUGCCUCGUACCAGCCCAUGUGAUAAUUAUGAAUGUCAGAACGGAGCCCAGUGCAUCAUCAAAGCCAAUGAUCCAGUCUGUCAGUGCCUGUCAGGUUACCAGGGUGAUAAAUGUGAAAAGCUGGUCAGUAUUAACUUUGUGAACAAAGAAUCCUACUUGCAAAUUCCCGCAGCAAAGAUUCGUCCUCAGACUAAUAUCACUCUCCAGAUUGCCACAGAUGAAGAUAGUGGAAUUCUACUAUAUAAAGGUGACAGAGAUCAUAUAGCAGUGGAACUGUACCGUGGACGAGUGAGAGUCAGUUAUGAUACAGGAUCAUAUCCAGCAUCUGCCAUCUAUAGUGUUGAGACAAUCAAUGAUGGAAAUUUCCACAUAGUUGAAUUACUUGCAGUGGAUCAGAUUCUGUCUUUGUCGAUUGAUGGAGGAAGCCCCAAGAUCAUUACCAACUUAUCUAAGCAGUCCACUUUGAAUUUUGACUCCCCGCUCUAUGUAGGAGGCAUGCCUAUGAAAAACAAUGUUGCUGCACUGCGACAGUCCCCAGGUCAAAAUGGUACCAGUUUUCAUGGUUGCAUCCGUAAUCUGUACAUCAACAGUGAACUGCAAGACUUUAGGAAUGUCCCACUGCAAGUGGGAAUUCUCCCAGGCUGUGAACCAUGUCAUAAGAAGGUGUGUGUCCAUGGAACUUGCCAUGUGACUAGCCAGUCAGGCUUUACAUGUGAGUGUGAUGGAGGAUGGACUGGCACACUGUGUGAUCAACAAACCAAUGAUCCCUGUCUGGGAAAUAAAUGUGUGCAUGGUACCUGCUUGCCAAUCAAUGCAUUUUCAUACAGUUGUAAAUGCCUGCAGGGACAUGGGGGAGUCCUCUGUGAUGAAGAUGAAGAACUGUUUAACCCCUGCCAGUCCAUCAGAUGUAAACAUGGUAAAUGUAGGCUUUCAGGCCUUGGGAAACCGUAUUGCGAAUGCAGCAGCGGAUACACUGGGGACAGCUGCGAUAAAGAAAUCUCUUGUCGAGGGGAACGAAUCAGAGAUUACUUCCAAAAGCAGCAAGGCUACACCGCAUGCCAGACGACCAAGAAGGUAUCGAGACUAGAGUGCACGGGAGGGUGUGCAAGUGGGCAAUGUUGCAGGCCGUUGAGGAGCAAGAGGCGGAAAUACUCUUUUGAAUGCACUGAUGGGUCCUCCUUUGUGGAUGAAGUAGAAAAGGUGGUGAAGUGUGGCUGUACAAAGUGCCCCUCCUAAAAGCGUCCUAUUUGCCCUACUUGUCUUUUUUUUUUUUUUUUAAUGUUGUAUACUUAUUGACCGUGUCUCGGACUAAUUAAUGCUUCAUAGUGGAAAUAUUUGAAAUAUAUUGUAAAAUACAGAACAGACUUAUUUUUAUUAUGAGAAUAAAGACUUUUUUCUUUAAUUGCAACAACAACAACAAAUCAGAUGCUUGAACUGAGACUUCUUGUAAACGAGAGAAGCUUUGAAGAAGACAUUUUUUUAAAACAAAGAGAAACUGGUAACGUUUCAACAGCGAUGGAAAUUUAACUGCUUGUGAACAUCUACCAUUCUUUAUGACAUGCUGAAGAUAAACAGGCACCCUGUUCAAGUGACUUUCAACCUUGCCAUCUUAUACGGGGCAUUUUUUUUUUAUUUUAUUUUACUAUUUUUAACAAUAGGUUUUGAUUUUUGGUUUUACUCUCAUGACAGGAACAUAUCAAACUCUUCCAAGGAAUGGGAGGAAGAGUGUCAGGUGAAAAUGAUCCAUUUGUGCACGUUUAACAAAUAGGUGAUGCGUUUUGCCUGCCAUAAAAAUAAUCAUGUUGGGAAAAUGAAGCCUCUGGCCUCCCGGACAGAAGAGGAAACACCAUAAACCCUAAAACCUCCUGAUGUGUUCUUUUAUGUUGGCAUGUUAGCAGGAAAAGAAGUCCAAUAAGUGUUUAUCUACCCUCUUCCAGUAUUAAUUUGUUGUAAUAUAAAUGUUAAGGGGAUGAUAAAAUAGAUUAUUGUUGGGAAAAUUAGGUAUUAUAUGGAGUUUUGGUUCUAUGAGUUCUAAAAGCUCUAUACAGUAUUCGGUUUAUUGAGAAAUAUUUAUUGUAUCAAAGUACACUGUACUUAACAUUUAGGCCACCCCUUUUACUGUUUUUUCAAUGCUUUAAUAUAUAUUAAUUUAUAUUUGUCCUGAUAUUUUUGUAUUUCCUGUUGUUGCUGUUUUUUCUUUUUAAAAAAAGAAGACUUAAAAAUCAGGAUAUUUGCAAUAGGACUAAUAUAGCAUGUUGUCAUGGGGUAAAUAGAUUUGGUCUGGGUUAUUCUUAAUUUUUACCAUAGCAACCUAUCAUCUGCUGUUACUGAUAGAAAAUAUGCUGGAAACAUCAACAGAUUGCAGUUUUCAUGAUAGCAAAGACUUGCAUUAUUUCCCAAGUCCUUGUAAUGUAUGAGGGGGGAAAUGUCUUAACAGUAGAUGACUAGUGUAUAGAAGUGAUCAUUUCCCUAAAUAUAAUGACAUUGCUGAAAAAUGAUGUGUAGAAAAUAACACUAGAAAGUAGAUCUUUACAGACUAAUAUUCCCGUGGAGUUCCUUACCUUUAAAAUUAAAAGAGAGAGGCUGUACUACCAAGAACUGUGACUUUUCCCAAAUAUUAAAACUACUUUACUUGCCCUAAUGUUUCCCUUUGUUAACAUGUUGCUGCUAAAUCACAAUAUAGAAUUGGUAAUAAUUUUUUCAUAGUGGGUUGUGUUCUUUUUUUCAGUAAAUCUCGGGGUACCCUGUAAAAAGGGUUUUUUCAAUUUUUUUAAAAGAAGUUAGAUGUACAUGUGUAAUACAGUGUUGCUUUGUCUUAUUUGGACUGAUAUCAGUAUCUUUACUGAUGUUUGUAAAUUAAACAGAUAUUUACUUCA
This is a messenger RNA of Sceloporus undulatus (fence lizard), 6862 nucleotides long. RefSeq names its product slit guidance ligand 2 (gene SLIT2). Gene Ontology annotation, biological process: negative regulation of cell growth; negative chemotaxis; retinal ganglion cell axon guidance. The record is from RefSeq and is a predicted model, not a curated record. Gene Ontology annotation, molecular function: heparin binding; calcium ion binding; Roundabout binding. Lineage: Eukaryota; Metazoa; Chordata; Lepidosauria; Squamata; Phrynosomatidae.